AAUCAAAACUGUGUAGAAAUGAUAAUGGACCUACAUCUGUAGUCUCUUUACUCUGUCAAGUGCCAUGCUCUACCAAUUUGAGCACAUGUGUGAUUUGGUUUUUGGAGUGGAGGUUAAACAUUUUGUUUUGUCUUCUAGAGUUUUCAGAGUGAAGGAGAUAUGUCUAAUAGUAGCCCGCUGAGCGUCCAGCAUUGGACCACCAAGCACGUAGCCAAGUGGCUGAAGGACGAGGGCUUCUGCCACUAUGUAGACCUACUGUGCAACAAGCACCGUCUGGACGGCAUGUCCUUACUCACCCUCAGCGAGUACGACCUCCGCUCUCCCCCGCUGGAGCUCAAGGUGCUGGGGGACAUCAAGAGACUGAUGGUGUCCCUCCGCAAGCUGCAGAAACAAAACCUGGAUAUCCUGGAGGAGCUGGGGGUCCCGUUUGAAGGACACUCCCCUCAGGGUGGUGGUGGGGACUGGCACUGCAAUGGGGACUCCAGUAGAGAGUGUGAUAACUCUAACAUAGACACUGCACCGGUUGGAGAGCAGUAUCUUCAGUAUAGGAAUGGGAAGUACAAGCAUGGAGGGAGCAGGAGGCUGGACCCUGAGUACUGGAAGACGGCGCUUAGUGCCAUCUAUGUGGUGUUUGUUUUCGGAUUUACCUCUUUUGUCAUGGUGAUCGUGCACGAGAGGGUGCCGGACAUGCGCACUUACCCACCCUUGCCAGACAUUUUCUUAGACAGGUGGGUUGCUGUUGCUCACAUCCUAAGUAAUGUAUGUACAUUUUAGACCUACUUGAUCUUGUGACUUUUCAGCAAACGCCUCUGUUCGGAAUGUCAACAUAACUGAUGCUUUGGUGAUGACAUGUUACUAGGAACCAAAUACAAGCAAACGGAAUGAAACGGGGAGAGACUUAUCAGAAUUUUAUUAAAAGAAACUAUUGUGUUCAUUGCAAAAUGUUUUCCGUUUGGAGUAAAUGGCUUCUGUUGCAAAAUGUUUUGUUACUGUGCAAGAUGUUUUGCAAUGGUGUCCGACUAAUGAAUACAGCCAUGACUCUCAGAGCAACAGUGAAAGUUUGUCUUGAUAGUGAAAUUAAACAUGAUGGUGCACCUGCAUCAUCUUACGAUCUGUUAAAACAAGAGGUCAAGCUGUUGAGGGGGGCAAAAAUCAGUCUGGAUGGACAUUGUGAUAAUUGCCCUACUUUCGGAUAACAACUGUGUAUUAUAGGCCUGACAUAGUGAAGGAGCAUACUAGGGUAUGGCUCCCAUGAAGUGUACUACUACUCUAUGGGCCCUGAUCAAAAGUAGUGCACUAUAUAGGGAAUAGGGUGCCAGUUGAUAUGUAACCAUAGCCUAUUCUGAAUCUCAAUAGCAUGCCCUGCCAUUAACUGUUCUUUGAUUGUACUACUUUCAGUAGAUUGCUCGACAUUUUGUUCAUGAUGACCUCCAUUGGGCGGCACUUGAAUGUCCGGCUUGUUCUCACUGAGUGCUGAGUCCGACUUACUCAUGGUGUGAUAACGUAGCAGAUUACUGUAGGCAAAAUGAGUAAGCAGCAACUAGGCUAAACGUAGCUCUCUAGACUCCCUGUGUUUAUGGUCUAGCAGGACUAGAGGUUGACAUCGAGACACGGUAUAGUGAAAUAGCGAAAGGGUUAGCCUUUUGUGAGAACCUAAUGCAGGUUUGUCAGGUGUGUUAUCCCAGUUGCACUGGUUUAUCCUUUUUAUUUUGAUAGAAAUCUACUAGGCUGUUUUUAGUUUGUUCCAGUUAAGUAAAGUUGAAUAUAGGGUAAUACGUUUAGUCAGGUUAUUGGCUAUUAGGCCCCAUCUGUUGCUUCAGUGACACUUUUUUAAAUAAAGUUCGCUAAGCCUGGGAGAAUAACCCACAGUGCUCAGGAGCAGACAGCUUGAAGAUCAGCCUGUAACCAUUUCUUUCUUUUAACAGUGUACCUAGAAUACCAUGGGCCUUUGCCAUGGCAGAGGCAUGUGGACUGAUCCUGUGUAAUAUCUGGCUGCUAGUUCUGCUGCUGCACAAGCACAGGUAGAGUACGGACUGCCUGGUCCAUAGGAAAACCUGUUCAUCACAGGUAGAGUACGGACUGCCUGGUCCAUAGGAAAACCUGUUCAUCACAGGUAGAGUACGGACUGCCUGGUCCAUAGGAAAACCCGUUCAUCACAGGUAGAGUACGGACUGCCUGGUCCAUAGGAAAACCCGUUCAUCACACAGCCUAGACGUGAUUUAAGCUAGUGUCUAGAAUUUCUCCCUGAAUAGAAUAGUAGAAGUGUAGAUUAGCCUAGCCCAGGGGUUUUCAAGCUUCUCCUCAAGAAACCACAGCCGUUUCAUGUAUUUCAACUAUUCCAGAGCUCGCAAGCCUCAUUCAGCUUGUCGUCUAAUCAUUAAGCAUUUUGACUACUUCAAUCAGGUGAGCUAGUUCAAGGCUACAACAAAAUGGUGAAACUUCUGGGGGGGGUCCCUGAGGAGAGGUCUGAAAACCAUUGGCCUACUUAUUGAAGUUGCGUUAAUGUGUGUAAUGUUUGCUCUGCUGAAGGUCGAUUCUGCUGCGGCGCCUGUGCAGCCUCAUGGGGACAGUGUUCAUGCUGCGUUGCAUCACCAUGUUUGUGACCUCCCUAUCAGUGCCAGGACAGCACCUGCAGUGCUCAGGAAAGGUACCACAGCUCCACACACACACACACACUAUCUAACUAAAUCAAAACUGUGUAGAAAUGACAAUGGACCUACAUCUGUAGUCUCUUUACUCUGUCCAGUUUGAUAACAGUAAUCUAUAGUCUCUUUACUCUGUCCAGUUUGAUAACAGUAAUCUAUAGUCUCUUUACUCUGUCCAGUUUGAUAACAGUAAUCUAGUCUCUUUACUCUGUCCAGUUUGAUAACAGUAAUCUAUAGUCUCUUUACUCUGUCCAGUUUGAUAACAGUAAUCUAGUCUCUUUACUCUGUCCAGUUUGAUAACAGUAAUCUAUAGUCUCUUUACUCUGUCCAGUUUGAUAACAGUAAUCUAUAGUCUCUUUACUCUGUCCAGUUUGAUAACAGUAAUCUAGUCUCUUUACUCUGUCCAGUUUGAUAACAGUAAUCUAUAGUCUCUUUACUAUGUCCAGUUUGAUAACAGUAAUCUAUAGUCUCUUUACUAUGUCCAGUUUGAUAACAGUAAUCUAUAGUCUCUUUACUCUGUCCAGUUUGAUAACAGUAAUCUAUAGUCUCUUUACUAUGUCCAGUUUGAUAACAGUAAUCUAUAGUCUCUUUACUAUGUCCAGUUUGAUAACAGUAAUCUAUAGUCUCUUUACUAUGUCCAGUUUGAUAACAGUAAUCUAUAGUCUCUUUACUCUGUCCAGUUUGAUAACAGUAAUCUAUAGUCUCUUUACUCUGUCCAGUUUGAUAACAGUAAUCUAUAGUCUCUUUACUAUGUCCAGUUUGAUAACAGUAAUCUAUAGUCUCUUUACUCUGUCCAGUUUGAUAACAGUAAUCUAUAGUCUCUUUACUAUGUCCAGUUUGAUAACAGUAAUCUAUAGUCUCUUUACUCUGUCCAGUUUGAUAACAGUAAUCUAUAGUAUUUUUACUCUGUCCAGCUUGCUAACAGUAAUCUAUAGUCUCUUUACUCUGUCCAGUUUGAUAACAGUAAUCUAGACAGUCGGGGAGCAUCGCAAAUUUCAAAAGCGAUGGAUAUGACCAUCUUUUGCAAAUUGACAGCGAGGAAAUGAAACCAAUUUUAAGUGCGGCCCUCUGGACCUCGGUGAACACUGAAUGCGGCCCGCGGGGGGAAAUUUGUUUGACACCCCUGCUGUACGCAGACUAUGGGUGGCAAUUUUCACGUCUCACAACAGGCUAGAAUAUCAAUAGUGACUCUUUCCUUCUCUUUCCCCUAGAUGUAUGGUGAUAUGUGGGCCAAACUGCAUCGAGCUCUGGCCAUAUGGAGUGGAUUUGGAAUGUCCCUCACAGGUGUCCAUACAUGUGGGGACUACAUGUUCAGCGGUCACACGGUGGUAAUCACCAUGCUCAACUUCUUUGUGACAGAAUGUAAGCGUUCCCUAUAAUCGUAUUGUUACUGUCCCCUGGUAAGAUGUAAUUGACUGUAGUGGGAAGAACUUAUGUACAUUGUGUGUCCAUCAGCUAUAACUGCAUAAAGGUCAUCAAGACCAGACCACCGACAGCUUUAAACUGUUGUAUAAUUCUACAGCAUACACUGAGAGCAGGAUCUCUGAAGUUGUCAUUCACUUCCUGAUUUGAACAGAACAUAACUGAAAUUCAAAACCAUCCAAACCCAUUAUUCAAUGUUCUGCUUGUAUGUAUUCACUAACAGACACCCCGAGGGGUUGGAAUUUCAUCCACACCUUGUCCUGGGUCCUGAACUUGUUUGGCAUCUUCUUCAUCCUGGCGGCCCAUGAGCACUACUCCAUCGACGUCUUCAUAGCCUUCUACAUCACCACCAGGCUGUUCCUGUACUACCACACGCUGGCUAACACCAGGGCGUACCAGCAGAGUCGCAGGGCCCGCAUCUGGUUCCCCAUGUUCUCCUUCUUCGAAUGCAACGUCAACGGCCCCGUGCCCAAUGAGUACGGCUGGCCCUUCUCCAAACCCGCCAUGAUCAGGAGCAUGAUUGGGUACUAGGUGGUAGAGGACGUUGAUCUCUUCCAGUCGACACUACUGUUCAGUAUGCUGCCCUCUCCAAGGAGUUGCAAACUGUGGUUGUGUGAUAUUGACUUUAUUAUUCCAAUAUCUGCAGAGACUGCUAACUGAGAUGGCUUGUAGGAUCCUAUCGGUGCCAUGGUGUGACAGGGUACCUGAGAGACUUGACUACUCAUAUUUCUGUGACAUAGCGUUUGGCUGGCGUCCCACUGGCUAUAAGGUGAAUGCACCAAUUUGUAAGUCGCUCUCGAUAAGAGAGUCUGCUAAAUGACGUAAAUGUAAAUGUUUGUCCAACAGCAGCCUGUUGAAAGGGAUUAAACUAAGGAUGUAUCCAAAAUGGCACCCUAUUCCCUUUAUAGUGCACUACUUUUGACCAGAGCCCUAUGGCCUCUCGUCAAAAGUAAUGCACUACAUAGGGAAUAGGGUGCCAUUUUGGAUACAUACUAAAGAAUCAUCCUAUCCUCUCCACUUCCUUUGAAUAGCGAUGAGAUUUCUGAAGAUAUUUCCCACACAUUUUACAUUUUAGUCAUUUAGCAGAAGCUCUUAUCCAGAGCGACUUACAGGAGCAAUUAGGGUUAAGUGCCUUGCUCAAGGGCACAUCGACAGAUUUUUCACCUAGCCGGCUCGGGGAUUAGAACCAGCGACCUUUCGUUUACUGGCACUACGCUCUUAACCACUAAGCUACCUGCCGCCCCCACCUUUUGCCACGAUCAAUAACCUGGUUACAGAUGUGAUGUAAGUGCUUUAGCCAACGCCUCAUCUCUUGUCAUGCCUUUACAAUCUUGUUUAUGGCAUGACAACAAACUCAACAGAGGAGUUGGCUAAAGCACAAACAGACAUGCUAAUGCCAGGCUAGCAUUUCAAUGCUUAAAAUCUCUUAACUUGCAGUCUGAGAGAACAUUGAAGGUGAUAGCAAGCUAGAGGUUUGGGGAAAACAUGAAAGCAGAAUUCUCAGGCAGCCUAUUGUAACCAAAAACACUUUAUUUUUAAGUCCGUACAAUUUGUUCAUCUAAAAUUCAACAGUAUUACAGUGAAAAAAGCUCUUAUGUGUUCAUUAGAUAGCCUGAGAAAUCGGGGUAUGAUAUUAUUGACGUUGUUUUAUCUGAACUCUGGCUCUAAUACAGGUAUAGACCACCUUUUAAAAGCAAUUUUCAAAACGUCACAGAUGAUACUGUUCCUGAAUUUCUGUAUAGCAACAUCUAAGUUAAAGAUGUUGCGACAGGUCUUGUUACUUGUUUGCCUUUUAUUACUUUAGGUAGUGUGAAAAGCUUCUGCAUUCCUUAAGACACUACUGGGGUUUUGACUGUAUUACUAGAAUGCUGAAUUAGUCAUGUUGAAAUGAACUACGCUACAUGGCCAAAAGUAUGUGGACAUCUGCUCGUCGAACAGCUCAUUCCAAAAUCAUGGGCGUUAAUAUGGAGUUGGUUCCCCCCCUUUGCUGCUAUAACAGCCUCCACUCUUCUGGGAAGGCUUUCCACUAGAUGUUGGAACAUUGCUGCGGGGACUUGCAUCCAUUCAGCCACGAGCAUUAGUGAGGUCGGGCACUGAUGUUGUGCGAUUAGGCCUUGCUCGCCGUCGGCGUUCCAAUUCAUCCCAAAGCUGUUCAGUGGGGUUGAGGUCAGGGCUCUGUGCAGGCCAGUCAAGUUCUUCCACACCAAUCUCUACAAACCAUUUCUGUAUGGACCUCGCUUUGUGCACGGGGGCAUUGUCAUGCUGAAAGGGCCUUCCCCAAACUGUUGCCACCAAGUUGGAAUCACAGAAUCGUCUAGAAUGUCAUUGUAUGCUGUUGCGUUAAGAUUUCCCUUCACUGCAACUAAGGGGCCUAGCCAGAACCAGUGUUGCAACUGAGGACAGACUUCUUUUUUUUACGCACUUCAGCACUCGGCGGUCCCGUUCUGUGAGCUUGUGUGGCCUACCACUUUGCGGCGGAGCCGUUGUUGCUCCUAGAUGUUUCCACUUCACAAUAACCUCACUUACAGUUGACCGGGGCAGCUCUAGCAGGGCGGAAAUUUUAAAGUUCUGGUUUGUUGGAAAGGUGGCAUCCUAGGACUGUGCCACGUUCAAAGUCACUGAGCUCAUCAAUAAGGCCAUUCUACUGCCAAUGUUUGUCUAUCGAGAUUGCAUGGCUGUGUGCUUGAUUUUAUACACCUGUCAGCAACGGGUGUGGCUGAAAUAGCCGAAUCCACUAAUUUGAAGGGGUAUCCACAUACGUGUGUGUAUAUAUAAUGUAUUUUGGUUUCCUUUAUAAUAUUUGUAUUGUUCAGUUAUUAUCCUGCCUUUUCCGAACUAGACCUAGCCGUAAACGGGGCUGUUACCAAGGAGAUCGCAAAAAGCAGCCAAAACUAUGGAAUGGAAAAUGGUGAACAAUCGUUUUCAAUAUCAUUCCAUUUGCCAAUAACUUUAGGUGUUAUAGUAACAUUGUCUUUAUGGAAAUGCAUAUCUCAAAUGUUGAAUAUUGUUGUUUAGUAAAUGACCAGGCUUCACAAUAAUAAGAAUAACAUACAAGGAUAUAAAUCCUUACAAAAUAAUAGUUUUCCUUCUUCUACAGAUCCCUUGGACUAUCUUAAUUUAUUUCAUUUUGUAUAUGUCAAUAGCAUAUAUAUUUUUAUUUUAUAUCUAUGAUGAUAUACAGAAAGGUUAUUGCACUUGAACAGGAAUAUGUUUACAGUUGUACGGAACUAUAUUUGUUUAAAACACAAUGUGCUUUUAUGUAUAGGAUUGAUUUCAGAAUCACCCUCAGCCAAAUCAUUAAAACAAAUGCAAACCCCCCCCCCAGGCACUUAAAUCAGACAGCCAUUAAUGGUAUUGGUUACAACCCACUUUUGUAAAACAAUUUUAAGUAUUACUUCCCACUUGGCAAAGACGUCUGUUCAACGUCUAGUUUAAAUGUAUCCUACAUUUGAUUGAAAUCACGUUAGUUGACAACUCAAUGUAAAUAAUUAGAUUUGAACCGUCAUUGGAUUUAUUUGAAAAAAAUUGCAAAUUCGCCAAAUUCAUUUUUAUGUUGAUGACUUUUUGCGAAACUAAUCAGUUUUCCACCUUGAUUCAUCGUCAUCACAUUUGUUAAUACGUCAUUAAAAAUAAUAAUCCAUGUUGAUUCAACCAGUUCGUGUCCAGUGGGUUAAGUCCCAUCUCCAUCCCAUGUUUUAUUUGGAAUUUCAGCUGCGGAAUAGUUAUUGGUUCUACUAGACCUAGAGACCUUACAUACCCCCCCCCCCACCCAUAAACCCCCCCCCCCCACCCAUAAUUCCAGAGGUCCUAAUAAAGUAUUGCAUCAAUAUUUUGGCUUGACUAAUGCUAGCUCGUGCUAACUGCAAAUCUAUAAUUUGCUGCAAAAUGUUUUUAGAUACGUUCAGGAGAAUUAUGCAUUUGUUCUUGUCACUUUUAACCCCCUCUAUAAAUUGUUACUAAUCCUUAUCACUGGUAUGGUUAUAAUGGUACGUUACAUACCUUCGAGAUGCAGUAAUUGGCUACCAUUGUAAUGGAAAUGUUGCAAUCACACAAAGUGUGCUUGUAUUGGGUUAAUUGAUUAAUGUCCUGCAAAUGACGUGUCUUUACCAUCAUUAAACAGUUGAAAUCAAUGAAUGGUUCAAGUUAGUUUUGAGGAGGGGAAGCUGAUCCUAGAUGUGUACCUAGUGAAAAGUCGCCCUGUGUGUGUGCAAGAAUGGAAUUCAGUUAGCCACACGGUUAGAGGACAUGGUGACACAUCUGCACGAGAUAGCGCCAGAGUGCAGUGGAUUUAAGCGGAUUCUGGGAAUCGGCUCAGAGCUAUCCUGAGCAGUUGAUGGCCCCCCCAGUUGAUGGCCAUGGUUCCCACUGUGUCUGAGGUCCAGUGUCUAAGCGUGGAUUUAACCUAUUACUGAGUUUACAUGUCGGGUCUGUCUGCUAUGGAAAACCAGCAUGUGUGUUCGGCCUGAUCUUAUUAGCUUAGUUAGUACCACUUCAGGUCAAGUCCUCUGACGGUCAAAGUGCUGAUUCAGUUUUUACUGUUUAGUUAGCUAGACCACCUGUUUCUGUUUUGACCACCAAAAGAUUUCUCCAACCCAUUCUUCAGCCACACUGCAGCCUUCGGCUAGCAGCAGUUAUCAGCUCAGCAAAUAUUUGUAUUUUAUUUGUGAUCACAGCUCAGUUAGUAUAAUUCCUUACCAUGCAGAAUUAUUCUAGUUUAGCUAUCUAGUUACGGUUUCUUGAAGUGUUUCUGACAGCCCCGGUUAUAGUAGCUAAUCCAGCUGUCAACUAAAUACAAACCUCCUGAAACUGUACAGAGAAAAGCUGACUGCUAGAUCUAUCAUGUUAGGCCAAGCACCGUGGUUGCUAUGGUGAUAAAGACGGCUUCCAGUUGCCAGAUAUUAUUUGUGAAGACAAUUGUAUUACAUUAAUAAAUACACAAAUAUUUAAGUGUUUCAGUCUUGUAUUAACUAAAUUAUUAUAUAUGGACAUAGAAAUACUCAAUUAAACCCAGAACUCAAAGUCAUCCUACUAUGAUUUAGACAGGCAAAGAAACGAACACCUACAUUUACAGGGUCCUGCGAUCCUGAGGUCAUGUGAGGUUUUGCGUUUGCGUUUCUCCUUCAUCGCCCUCCAACUGGACAGGACUGUCGCGACGCGGUGUUAGAAACAGCCUGAAAACAACGAACCAACGCAAAGCUCCAAGCAACUGAAGCGAAGUCCUGCAAAACUUCCAGUAAGUAAUGUCCAUAGCUUUGUUAGCUAGCUAAUUAGGUAACUGAUUGCUAGGUAGCUGGCGAACCUUGCUAGCCAGCUAACUAGCUAAACGUUAGCUAGCUAGGUAGGGGACAUGGCCGGGAUUCAGCGCAGGGAACUCUGUAGCCAGAUAGCUAACGUUAGUCCAUUGUCAAGGGUAAAUACAUGUCCCGAUCUUUGACAUUAACUAUAGCUAACUACAUUUUGACUUUUUAUUCGAGGUGGAAAGAUGAUGUGCCAUUGCCUAGCUACCUAGCUAACUGCGUCUUCUUACUGUCGAGUUCAAGUUGAAGAAACAGAUUGCUGCUGUGAGCAAAUCCCUGUCUGUGAUGUAAUGGCUUGUUAACUUGCUUGCCGGCUAGCUAUUUUGCUAACAGCUACUAGCUAGCUAAGUUGACUUUCAUUGAACCAGCCGCCAGUCACAUUGAUAUUGCACAUUGUAAUGAUCUACUGUAGCUAACUAGGCAAGCAAACAACUUGAGACUUGGCAGCGGCAUUGACGUGCUAAUAUCGACGUCAAGAUGGCUGCUUACAGAUAACCUUGUUCUUCAAAGCUUGACAUGUGUAGAGGUGGUUGUGUAGGCCUGGCCAUAUCCCUUCAACUGUGUUCACAGUCCUAUGAGGAGAUGAUCCAUACAUUCCCUAUUAUCUGAUCAUUUACUUGGUGGUGGAGGACACUGCUACUAGUCAAUCAAUAGCGAACAACAUGCAUGUUAGGACUAUCUCUUUGUGGCAAAAUAAUCUUUGUCCUACAUUUGCUGCAAAAGUCUACAUGCUGAACUCAGUCAGUAGUACUAUGAUAGCUGAAUUUAUCAUCUGCCAUUUUCCUACUUGUCACAGGUAGAAUGGCUGUCCCUCCAUCAUAUGGUGAUCUUGGUAAAUCUGCAAAGGACAUCUUCAACAAAGGAUAUGGUAAAUGUCUUCAAAACUGGUUGGUUUACCCCUGUAGGAAUGAUGAGCAUGACAAACAUCGACAUUUACGUAACAGGGGCCUUUUCUGACAACUUAAACGUUCAGCAUCACUUUGCUUUGGCCUCUCUUACACCCGUAAGGGAACGUUUCCAUCAAUCCACAGAACACAUUUCACACUGACAGGACAUUUUACAAGUAUGUUAACAUAAUAACAACCAGGCAUUCAAUUUGUUCAAGCCAAGUCACAAUUGUCCGUAUGGAUCAGUAUUCUCCAUGUAGUGGUCCAUUUGGAAAGUAUUUAAAUGUUAAGGAGAUGCUAAUCAAAAACAGGUUAACACCGCUCCCUUAAUAUGCAAAGGAACAUAUGGUGUUCUGAAUGUUAUGGUUUGUUCUUUAUUAGGUUUUGGAUUGGUGAAACUUGACGUCAAGACCAAGUCUUCAAGUGGAGUGGUGAGUUUGGCUUUUCAAUCAUGCCACAGUUACUGUACAUUCUGGCCCUCCAUAACAAGAUAUAGGCUCACUGUCUGUCAUGAUUGUUAUUUAGGAAUUCAAAACCUCUGGCUCGUCCAACACUGACACCAGCAAAGUCAAUGGCAACCUGGAGACCAAGUACAAAUGGGGUGAAUACGGCCUGACGUUUACAGAGAAGUGGACAACAGACAACACUCUGGGGACUGAGAUCACUGUUGAAGACCAGGUAGAGGGGAGACACCAGUCUAUACUGUCAUUUGUCAGCUUUCUAUUCAGUUGUUUAAUUUUUUUUCUUCUUCCAUAGAUCACCAAAGGACUGAAACUUACGUUCGACACCCAAUUCUCACCAAAUUCUGGGUACGGUUUGUGGCUAUAAAUUUUUUUUCAAGCAUCAUUUAAUGUUUCUCACCAGUCUUGAGACCCUGGAGUGGAUAACAUUUAUUGUGCACGUUCGGCACUGCAUAACCCACCACCAACCUUCCUUUUAUUGAAAAUAAUCAGUGAUGACUGAACUAGAACAACAGAAAUAUCAGAAUGAUGUUUAUUCAUCCUAUUUUCCCCAUCUGUUCUCUCUGUAACAGCAAGAAGAGUGGGAAGGUGAAGACUGCCUAUAAGCGUGAAUACGUCAACUUGGGCGUAGAUGUAGACUUUGACUUUGCCGGCCCGGCCAUCCACGGUGCAGCGGUGACCGGAUACGAGGGAUGGCUGGCUGGCUACCAGAUGACCUUCGACACGGCCAAGUCCAAAAUGACCCAGAGCAACUUCGCUGUUGGCUACAAGACGGAUGAUUUCCAGCUGCACACCAAUGUGUAAGCUUCAUAUCUAUUGUAUUUUGGAUGGACUUAUAUCUCAGCAGUAAAGUGUGAAUGUUUCUAUUAGAAAGAUGAUGGUCUUGGCAAGUUACAUCGAUUUUUAAUAACAAGUUGUAGGUUGAUUUUGAGCAUUUCAGUUCAUCUUUUAGUUGAGUUAUUAUUAAAUAAAGAGCUGUUCAUCGGACAAGGAUAGCACAAUGUAUGUCUGUUUAUGUCCUACAUCCCAGUAAUGAUGGCACAGAGUUUGGAGGGUCCAUCUACCAGAAGGUGAAUGACCAGCUGGAGACUGCUGUGAACCUGGCCUGGACAGCAGGCAGCAACAGCACCCGCUUUGGCAUCGCUGCCAAGUAUCAGCUGGACUCCAGUGCCUCGAUAUCUGUGAGUGCUGCUUUUCUGGUUGUCUUGUUUAUUAGUCUUGUGUGUUCAAUAUUCAGAGACUGGUUCUGCGGGAUUAGUAGUUUAUUAAAUGGGAAUGGGCUGUGUCAAAGGAGAUAUUUUAGGAAGUAACUGGACAAUAAAGUGACGUUUUUGUAAUGCAAUGCCAAUAACGAUCAUAACCCGUUGUAUACUAUUGUUAAUUGUAUGUGUUUGUUAUAUUUUCCAGGUUAAAGUUAACAAUGCUAGUUUGGUGGGAGUUGGCUAUAACCAGACACUGCGGCCAGGUAAGAACUGUCUCUCACUACUUUGCAAAAGCACUGCCAGCCAUCUCCAAAGUGGGCUGUUGUAGCUAAGUUAUUUAUUUUUUCCUGUUCUGCAGGUAUGAAACUUAUCCUGUCUGCACUGGUCGAUGGCAAAAGCAUCAACGCCGGUGGCCACAAACUGGGCCUGGGCCUGGAGCUGGAGGCAUAAGUAUCUAGCUGUCCUUUCUAGUGAAGUCUUCAUAUUUAAUAUUUGAGGGAAUAUCAGAAGAAUUUGGCCUUAGGUAUUUCCAGCCCAACAACCGGUAAGGGAUGUCUCAAAGGAAUGAGAUUAAUCUAAAGCAUCAAUAUACACAACAUAACCCUCAGUUCUGUCAGAUGGAUCCCCAACCCAUCAGCCACUGCCAUUUCCUUUGUUGGUUUGUAGUCCGUCAUUCUGUGUGUACUAUGACAGUAGCGCAGUACUACUAAGUCUUAUGUAUUCCUAUACUGUGCUGUACCACUAGUGAAAAACAUCCUCCUUCUCAAAGAGAGCGUUCAUUCUGCAUGUUUUACAUUUGUUUUAUCGGUUUGGCUCAUUGGAUGGGACAAUCCGAGAAGGGUUAUAUUAAGAUGUAUUCUUUGAUUUAAUUAUAUAUAAUGACAAUGUUAUUAUGUUGUCAUUAUGUGACAAUCCUGAACUGUUGUUGUUUUGCACACUAGCAAAUUAUAUUAUACCUUUUUAUUUAUGUCUUAUCUUUCCCUGUUUCAUUUGCACAUAUAGUAGCCUUCGGUUAGCAAUGCUUUGCCUGUUGUCAGGGCGGCUCCUACUCAGAAUGUUCAUCACGUAUUCUAGAGACCUUAAACGUCUAUUCUAUUUGGUGAUGAGAUCUAUUUAGCUAAUAUUCUUGAGGACAUGUUAAUAAAUUAUGCUUAUUGCUUUGCCACCCACCCUGCGGUCAGAUCCUUACGAUAUUGAUUAACUAACCUGUUUCCUAGUUGAACAUGGUAGUAUAAAUUGCACGACAUUGCCAAAUGGGAUUUUCUGGGUGUGAUUAGAAAGGAGAAGGGAAACUAUUAUAACUGAGCGUAUCCUCCACCUCCCCUUCCCCUAGCUGUGUAUAAAUGAUAUGACUGGGAAACCAGAAACCAAGUCCACGUCUACCUUUACAAUAAAGUCUUUUAAACAAGUCA
Molecule: messenger RNA, 13326 nt
Organism: Coregonus sp. 'balchen'
Lineage: Eukaryota; Metazoa; Chordata; Actinopteri; Salmoniformes; Salmonidae
Source: the annotation of a GenBank genome assembly